Molecule: messenger RNA, 1057 nt
Organism: Camellia sinensis
Lineage: Eukaryota; Viridiplantae; Streptophyta; Magnoliopsida; Ericales; Theaceae
Source: RefSeq, a predicted model, not a curated record
CAUCCAUGGGCCUUGAUGCCAGCAAGGGUUCGGGACCAGUUUGCUAGAGCUUGGGACAUUUCCCGCUACCGUAUUCUACUCGAGGGCCCAGUUUGCCAGGCUUGGUUCUUGGGUGAGUGCUUCAUGCGCCAGAUUAUAGGUCUGCCCGACCCUAUCGUCCCGAUGGCUCCACCAGAGUCCAUGCGGUCCACAGAGAGCCUAUCUAUUGAGGAGGUCAUCCAGUUCAUGGUGGGCCUAGAUGCCGACUUCUUGCAAGCGAAGGGCGACUAUGCAGCUUUCAUCCAGACACACUUGAUGCCGUCCCUAACCAGUGUUCAUGGAGCUGAGGAGGCAAUAGCUCCUCUCGCGAGAGUGAGGCUCAGAUUGACUCGAGUGAGUAGGGCCCGUGGCCGAGGGGUUUCCCAAGCGGGGCAGAGGGCUGAUUGGCCAAAGCUUCCCAUUAUGUUGACUUGCUGGCGAUGCACCAGGGAUGCCUACCAGGUCCCAAUUGAGCUCGCAACGGCUGGUCAUGAGCUUGUCGGGGUCCGAGGCCUGACUCUGCGGCCAUUGAGUACAUAGGAGGCGCCCUCGAGCUAAUAGCGUCACUAAUGGGGAUUGUACAGAGGAGGGAGACACUGUUCGGCCUCCACAGUAUCCCAAUUUCACCCAUGCCAGUGGCACCAGCGGUAGUUGCAGCACCUAUACCAGCAGUACCUCCUCUGGCAGCAGGGAGGAGAGAGAGACAGGCUCCAGUACGCGGUCAAGGCAGAGCUAAGGGCGCCCGAGCUGAGAAUGGUCCUUCAGAGCCUAUUUUGAGUGAUGAUGUUGUUGAGACGAGCGACUCUGAGGAGGCAGCGAGUCAGCAGUUAGAGUCAUCUGAGAGUGGGGGUGAUGACGCUGGCUCGGGUUCCAAGAGCGGAGGCGAUGAUGUUGAGGAGGGCUCUGGAGCAGAGAGCAGAGAUAGUUCCGGCUCAGACUCUGGUUUAGAGGGAGAUUCAGAUAGUGGUGCUGACGGAGACAGUGCCCCAGAGUCCUCUCCUCCGAGGAAGAGGACGAAAAGGGCUUCUCGAGCCUAAGG